Molecule: messenger RNA, 1647 nt
Organism: Lodderomyces oxycetoniae
Lineage: Eukaryota; Fungi; Ascomycota; Pichiomycetes; Serinales; Debaryomycetaceae
Exons: 1
Coding region: 1-1647 (548 amino acids)
Molecular function (GO): protein binding
Source: RefSeq, a predicted model, not a curated record
AUGUUUGACAUUCAGCUAUUGAAACUGUUCCCCGUAGAGGUAAUCUACAAGAUUCUUGAUCAAGAUUUCUUAUCACUCCGUGAUGUGUCAAAUUAUUUGUUCAACAAAUCUACUCAUUCCGUAGCACAGCAGAUCUUGAAUGAAAGAUGCUUGGCUCAUAUAUGUGUCGGCAAACGGCGCAAUUACGAAAGUGUCAUAACUUCGCUUUAUGACAACGAAGUUAAACGUGGUCCUCAUUACUGGCACGUUUACUAUAAUUUUACAAACAGUUUGCAGUUUGCCAACUGGUUAUCUACUCAUAACCAAUUUGCAAACUUUACAAUUCAAAUAUUUAUUGACCAGUUUGAAAUUGAACAGUUGAGGGUACUAAAGCUAUUACAGGGCAAAAAUUUGAAGAUAUACUUGAAUUGGGAAGACGAGGACUCAAACACUGUACUGAAGUUUUCGCAUGUUAUUUGGCCUAGCUUGGGUGAAAUAUUUGAUCUCGUUAAUAAUAGAGUUAAGUUGGUUUUGGAAUAUGAGAAUGUCAUUGAUUUACCAAUGACUUUUGAUUUGGAUAAUUUGGUUUCUUUUGAAUGGAGAUACUACUAUUCAACGGGACAACGAAUAGAAUUGGCUUCAGGAUUAAAUACUGCUCAUAAUACCUUGGAAAAAAUUAUCAUCAAUAGUAUGAAUAGAAUGCCGUUGGAUAUAGUUUUAAACACACCUUUCCCAAACUUGACUGAUUUUAUCGUAAAGAGUCCACUUAGUGAACCACAAGGUACAUGUAGGCUCUUACUGAAAUGUCCCCGCUUGAAGACGUUAGUUUUGCAUAGUACCUAUUUUGGAGAUAUAGCAGGGUUUCUUCAAAGUGUUGCCCCUACCGGUUUACAAAAAUUGAAAACUUUGGAAUUGUGUAAUAAUCGGUUGGGCCACAUUGAGGGUAUCGAUUUUAGUCGAUAUUUUCCAUCAUUACAAAACUUGACAAUAAAAUUUGAAAAUGGAAGUCCUCACCAUAGAUUUGAGUUUAAAAACAUUGUUUUACCGUCAACUCUUCGAACCUUAAACUUACAAGCAAAGAGAUUGAUUAGCUUUAACGUCAUUAAAGGUCCCUCCUAUUUAUUCAAGUUGGACUUGUCCUACAAUAAUCCAGUUAGCUAUAAAUUUGACAAUACUUUUGAAGAAAUUUCAAUCUUAAAUUUGUCAUACAAUAGACUGAUUUUAUCUUCAAUAUAUCGAUUCGAUUUAUUCCAUAUUGCCGAUUUUAUAUUUUUUAAAGUUGAAGAACUCCAUUUGCAAGGAUGUAAUAUCAAUAAUGAGGAUUUAGAGGCCCUUGCGUCAAAGUAUCAUUACACUACCAAUGACUCCACAACUUUCCCAUUACCACUUUGCAAACUAAGGAAACUAAACUUGUCAAAUAAUAAAUUAACAAACUUGCGGUGUUUCAAUAACCAUCUUUUUCGAAACAUGAAAAGCUUAACCUAUCUCGAUUUAUCAUUUAAUGCAUUUUAUUACUUGAACGAUGAUAAUUUUCCAUUAUUGUGUGAAAAUUAUCCUAAUUUGUUAACUAUCAAUUUGACAGGAAACUCAAGAUUGAAUAGCGUUAAGUUGAAUGAGGGUUAUCCUAAAUUGGAAACAAUGUAUACUCCUGUCAAACAAAACUAUUAA